ACUGACGUCAGUGGGCCUGCCUGUUUCCUGCAAUAGAAAGUAAGAAGGUUGAAAAAACCUUGAAAAUAGUUCUUUUUCCAUAACCGUUCCAGAAAAGCCCUCAAAACAAAGCAGACACAUAGCGGAAUUGUUAAGCUCAGUUCUCGUAUAUAUACCAGUACCACAUAUUCUGGCUGUGGUCCUGUUGCAAUGAAGUAAGCCAAAAUUGAGUCUUCAAUAAUGGACUAGUAAUUUGGGAGGGAAAAAAGAUGCCACGCACAAAACAAAAUAAUCCUAAAAACCUGAAAGAUAAAAUUGAAGAAGCACAGAAAGAACUUAAAGAACCUGUUGACUCCAAAAAAGGAAAUCGGGACAGUGGAACAAGUUCUGAAACUAUAAAAGGCAUUAAAAGGAAAAAGCUGAUUGCUGAAAACCAGUUAAAAAAAAUUCCAAAGUCACCAGUGAAGAAAUCUUCUUUGUCAAAAGUUAGUGCAUGUCCUCACAGGACAGGUAAAGAAAAGGCUGUUAGUCCAUUUGCAGAAAAUGGGGAAAGAGCUGAAGAGAAAUGCACUAUGCAGAAGGACAAGGAUAGCCAUGUGUAUGUUGUGAAAGCAGUUGAAAGCAGCUGCUCAAAGCAGACACAAAGGCCUAUAGACCAACAGCCAUUUCCUUUUUGCAAUGGAAAGAGUGAUGCACGUUGGCCAUUAGCUACUAAGCACCCCAUGCCACUGGAACAGCUGCAAACUGGAGACAACACUCCAGCAGUGCUGGAGGGAAACUGGAGUGUCCGUGCUGCUGAGAGUACUUCUCCUUCUGUGGCUAAUGCUUCUCUUGAUGUUCUACUGCAAGCAAUGGAAACAGACCUCAAUUCCUUGUCAAAAACUACUUUUUUGUCAUGCCACACUCAGUUUGGAAAAUCUGUGGCUGAACAAUCUCGAAUUGCAUUCCAACAGCUCACAAAGCAAACUGAGUUUACAGUAAAAGCUGGCGAUUGUGUGCAUGCCGAAAAAAGCGACCAAACUCUUCCUCAUAUUCCCCAUCUGCAUUAUGAGCCAAUGACAGUUGUUUCACAAAAGAGACCGCAAAAUACACAACAGAAAGUUGCAUGUUUUGCUCAAGAGAAUACCUGUCAGCAGAGUCAAGAAGAGAGUCACCUCCACCAAGGCACUUCUUCUCAUCUUCAUCUUCCUCAGAGUCAGCCUAUGGUGCAGACCUGCCAGUCAGCUUCUGCCAGUGUUCCCUGUUCAGUUCAGGUUCCUGUAACUCCUGGCUGCAGUCAGCUGCAACUAUCCACUUUUGCAAGUCAUGGAUCAGAACAGAAACCUAAAAAACAAGGAAAGUAUGUAUGUGAAUACUGUAAACGGGCCUGUGCCAAACCCAGUGUACUUUUGAAGCACAUUCGGUCACACACUGGUGAACGGCCUUAUCCAUGUAUCACAUGUGGAUUUUCUUUUAAGACUAAAAGCAACUUGUACAAGCAUAAAAAGUCACAUGCCCAUGUCAUAAAACUUGGCCUGGUCAUGCGAGCUGAUUCAAGUGGUGGUUCUCUUUCUCAGGAAUCGGAAAAAGCAUUUAGCAUACAUUCAGAUGUGGACGAGAGUGGCGACAGUGAGGAAGAGGGAACAACUGAUGAAAGGAGCAUAGGGAUAGAGGCUGUGCAGAGUCUGGUAAAUGCAAGCCCUCAUCCAGCUAAUCAGGGGGAUACCUCGGUAGUUCAUGAGAAAAAUGAGUCUGCAAAGAAUCAGAAAUGUACAGAGCCGCAGGUAACUGCUACUCUGCCAAAAGUAAUAGUUUAUCCAGUGAAUGUGUCUCCAUUGCGUGCAGAUAGUCCUUUAGUUAGUGAUUCACAUCCAGAAUUGCCUGCAGCACAGAAGCAGAGAGAUUUGCAGACGUCAAGUUUAUCCUCUAGUCUGACAGUUGUGCUUGAUGGCAGUGAUGUUUGUCUGGGAGAAGAUGAACAAAAUGUUAAGUCCCCUGGUGGGGGUGGACAUGCACAGCUACAGCGACAGCAGGCAACAGACUACUCCCAGCAGGAGCAAGGGAAAUCCCUCCUCAGUCCUAGAAGUUUAGGGAGCACGGAUUCUGGUUACUUCUCUCGCUCAGAAAGUGCUGAUCAGACCGUGAGUCCACCUAAUCAGUUUGGUAAGCUGGUUCCUGCUUCAGAGAUGGAGGUGAAUAAAAAUGUACUGACUGGUCACCUUGCCCAAAUUGUAGCACCUGCACUACAGGCAAGUUUAGUAGAAAAACCAUUACUUUCAUCAAUGCAGAUGCGGCCUCCCAUGGAAACAAAAACUCUUGAGGAACGCAUUUCUAAACUAAUCUCUGAUAAUGAAGCUGUGGUGGAUGAUAAGCAGCUAGAUAGCGUCAAACCGAGAAGAACUUCUCUUUCAAGAAGAGGAAGCAUCGAUUCGCCAAAAUCCUAUAUUUUCAAAGACUCUUUCCAAUUUGAUCUCAAACCAACUUGCAGGAGGGCGAGCUCCAGCUCUGAUAUACCAAAGUCCCCUUUUACACCCACAGACAAGUCCAAACAAGUGUUUCUUUUGUCUGUCCCCUCUCAAUAUCCUGCAAUGGACUGUCUGCCAAUAACACGAAGCAAUUCUAUGCCUGCUACUCCUGGCUAUUCUACUAUCCCGCCAAAUGUAACUCCAGCACCUCACCCACUUCGAGGAAGUCAGUCAUUUGAUGACAAAAUUGGUUCAUUCUAUGAUGAUGUAUUUACUUCUGGUCCUCCCACUCCAAUGCAAGCUGUUCACCCCCGGACUCUGGUCAGGCAGGCUGCAAUCGAAGAUUCAUCUGCAAGUGAAGGCAACAGUCUUGCUUCGUGUCGUUCUGUUGAUGAAAGUCGUCAAGGAUCUAUCUUGGCCACAGAAGUGAUGCUGAGAAGUAAAUCGUUUGAACAGGCUUCUGUGUCAGAGAAGAAUAAAAAAUCACAGCAGAUCAGGGGAACUAUGUAUGAAUGUGAGACUUGCAGAAAUCGAUACAGAAAGUUGGAAAACUUUGAAAAUCACAAGAAAUUUUACUGCUCAGAGCUGCAUGGACCAAAAAGCAAGACUGUCGCUAUGAAAGAAUCUGAGCAUGAUCUCCUUGCACGCAGUUCACAGCCUCAAAUUUUACAUUAUAGAGUAAUGGGAACAUCAGGUGUGUUAGAACAGCCAACCACAAUUAUAAGAAAGAGAAGAAAAAUGAAAAGCGUUGGAGAUGAUGACGAGUCCUCGCCUACAGAGCGCAAUGCCCCAUGUUCUGGGAGCUUUGAUUCAGCUUCAUGCCUGGUUGCCCAAGAUGUCCGUGGCAGAGGUUUCCAUAAACAAGCAUCAGUGGUAGCAGAACUUCCAUCUUCCAGUAUUCAUAUACAAACUCCUCAGCUGCAGCAUGCUGUGCGGAGUACAGAAUCUUCAGAUUCAAGAUUAUCUCCUAUACAUGAAAUUCAAGGGAGCUUAACUUCUUCAGAUAGAGGAGAACUACAAAGACAAGGUAGUGGGAUAUCAGUUAUUCAGCACACAAACUCCCUAAGCAGGCCCAGUUCAUUUGAUAAAUCAGACUCUUUUGAGAGAAUCUCUCCAGUAAGCUUGCAAGAAAAAGAGAUUCAGACAGUUACCAAACAGCUGGCACUGGCAAGUGUUAGCUCUGUUCAGAGUGAUGAUUCCACUCAAAGCAAUACCUCACAGCUGCAGCCUACUACAGUGGAGCCAUCCAGGCCCGACCUGCACAGUGAACGAAGAGCUCGGUCAGCAGAAAGCACUGUUCCAGUACAGCAGUCGCGACUUGUUCGACAGCACAACAUUCAAGUUCCUGAAAUUCUAGUCACUGAAGAACCAGACAGAGAACAGGAAGGUCAAGGAAAUGAGCCAGAAAAGCCUUUAGAAACAUUUAAUUGGCCCCAACGCAGUGAAAGCUUGUCUAAAUUACCAACAGAAAAGUUACCUCCCAAGAAGAAAAGAAUUCGCUUGGCUGAACUGGAGCAUUCAUCGGCUGAGUCAAGCUUUGAAUCAACACUUUCUAGAAGCUUAAGUCGAGACAGCACAUUGUCAUGUUGUUCUAGCAUUUCUGUUUCAUUUGACAGAGAUGAGGUUCCACGCUCUGAAAGUCCUCUAAAUUCAGAAAGCAUUGGUAAGCCAUGUGAACCUCGUUCAAUAAACCAUGGUGUAAACAUGCUAGGUGUUCCAGUUUCCACUUUUAGAGAAAUCCGACGUGCAGCAUCAGAACAGAUCAGCUGUACCCAGCCCUCCGUUGAAGUUUCUUCUGAAUACCGGAGCAAAUCCUUUGAUUGUGGAAGUAUGUCACCUAUUAAACCUGCCUCCUCUGUAGAAGUGGCUCUGCCAAGGCUAGCUUUAUCACCAGCAGCAGUGGGAUCUCAGGUGCCUCUUAUUGAAAGAAGAAGGGGGCCUCUCGUUCGUCAAAUGUCAUUAAAUAUUAGUCCUGAAGGGCAACAACAGGCUAAGUUUUCACUUUCUUUUCCGAAAGCGUCUACUAUUCAUACAAGUCCAGCAUCUCUUUAUAGGCCCCAGGUCACGUUUAUUUCUUCCACAACACCUGCUCAAGUUAGCAAACCUCCAAUGAGUUACCAAGAGACUGUGUUCAACAAGAAUAAACCAUCAGUGCAGAGUGUUAAUAUGGGUAGCAGAUCAUGUAGCAUACCACCUUUGAUCUCUGGACUUCCACAUCCUUGGCAACAGCUUCCUGGCAGUCUUAAUAGUACAAAGGUACAGCAGCCUUCCCUACCAAAAGAAGAUAAUUCUUUUGAAUCACAGCAACAUUGUACAUAUACUCCAAAAUAUCAACUGCUUCCAACCACCCAAGUUGCUUCCAGUACCUUGCCAAUUAUCACUCUUCCAAUUUCAAAUGAGGCCACCUCAGCUUGCAAGUCACCUGAAACACUUACUAGUAUCUAUUUGGUACCGCCAAAUAUAGACGCUACCACAUUGCCUGCAUCAGAUCAACAGCUAGCCUCCGUUGCGUUACCUGCAAGUUUUGAGAGUGCAGUUAGCACAAAAUCUCUGCCUCGUAUUUUGGUAACACAAGAUCAAACAAGACUAGGUGGUCCACCUGUUUGCAAACCAUGCAUCAUUCCAGAUGACAUCACUAAUGCUAGUAGAAGUAGUGUCUCUCAUACAACUCUUGAUAGACCAUAUUUUGAUCAGACUCUAAAUGCUAGCAGUGACGACAGAAAUUCUUCUAUACUAUCUCUGAACACUGCUCAGAAAGUGUCAACAGUGGGACUCUUUCCUCAGCAAGAAAGUACAGCUUCGAGCAAGAGAAUGCUUUCACCUGCUAACAGCUUAGAUAUUGCCAUGGAAAAGCAUCAGAAACGAGCAAAAGAUGAACAUGGAUCUGCAUGUCAUACAGAUGGCCGCUCACUAAAUUUCCUUAACCCCCGUACUGCUGAGGUGAGCAGGCAGAGGAAGUUAAUGUUAGUAAGACAGGUCUGCACAAUGGAGCCAGCUGAUAGCUCUUUAUCUGAUACGGAUAUAGGCCCACAGCAUCAGAUCAGAUCUGUUCAAGACAAAAUGGUAGUCACAGGAGCAAGAAUGACUGAAGUAGCCUCAGCUAAGUUAACAGAGACCAGAGGGGAAGGGGCAGAGAUAGAUGGUGUUUCAGUUUCCUCACUGCCCAGGGCAUCACCUGGGCCAGCAAAUUCAUCAGUGCAGAUGAUGCCCAAAAGUCAAGAUCAAAGGUCUUCAAUAAACUCACAGAUUAAAACUGCCAGCUUUCCUGGUCAGGUUAAACUUGCAUCAUCAGUGUCAGUAGUGAAUACAAAAGAGUCUCAUCGCUUGUCUUUCCCAAGCCUGAAGACUGCUACCAGCUUCACUUGGUGCUUCCUCAUGAGAAGAAGGCCUCUGCAUUUAAUGCAAGCUGACCAAAGAAUAUCUGCUUAUGCAGCUUGGACCGUUAGUUCCAGCAAUCCAGAUCCUCUGGGUCUGCCUACAAAAGUAGCUCUGUCCCUCUUUGAUUCCAAGCAGAAUGCAAAGAAGAUGCAUUUCACUCAAGCAAUAACAACAAGUGCCAAGUAUGAUAUCCUGGCUUAUUCCAUCAAACUGAAAAGCAGUUUGCCUAAGGACGUCAGCCCACAAAAAUGUACAACUAAAGAAAGUAGCAUUAAAGAUAAAGUGGAACACCAACAAAGCAGUGAGAUAGACACGGAGCCAACAGCAACUAAAAACGAACCAAGGCGAGUCCGGAUUUUUGAUGGAGGGUACAAGUCCAAUGAAGAAUAUGUCUAUGUGCGAGGAAGAGGUCGAGGCAAAUAUAUCUGUGAGGAAUGUGGAAUACGCUGCAAGAAGCCCAGCAUGCUAAGGAAGCACAUUCGCACACACACGGAUGUCCGUCCUUAUCACUGUGCCUAUUGCAAUUUUUCUUUUAAAACUAAAGGAAACUUGACAAAGCACAUGAAAUCCAAAGCGCACAGUAAGAAGUGCAUAGAAAUGGGGAUUUCUGUGGGAUCCAUUGAUGAUGCAGACGCCGAAGAUUCAGGUGACAAGGGAAAGUUUUCAUAUGACCGUCAGUGCUCAGAUGGGGAUGACUCUGAAGGUGCUGAUGAUGAUGACAAUGAUAAUGAUGAAGAGGAUGAAGAUGACAGCCAAGCUGAAUCUGUUGUGUCGGCCACCCCAUCUGUCACAGCAAGUCCACAGCACCACCCCACAAUGAGUAGCUAUAGCGAAUGUUCCAGUGUCACCAAUUUUGAAGAGGGUCUGAAGAGUGGAAAGCUCUCUGGAAGACUGGUCACUUCUAAUGUAGAUACAUUACCAAAAGCUCUGCUGACUCAAAUGACCGCCUUCAGUAUUACAUCCGAUGGAGCUACAGUGAAGCUUCCAGGGACAAGUGAAGUCCUGACACAAAUGCAAAUAAGAGAGCCUAGCUCACCUGGUGUAGACAUGGAAAGGAGUUCUCUGACAAGUCCCAAGUCUCCCUGCCGCCAAAUGUCAGUAGAUUUCCCAGAAUCUGAUGAGAUCCCUGUGUCUUCUACAAAAACUACAUCAGUAGAACCAUCAAAGGCAAGUAUUUUUGUACUGAACUACUUACAGAUCAGUUAUUUAUUAAAACUCACAAUUGUUCUACCCAUCUGUUUGUGUCAUAGUCCAAGAGAAAACAUUUUUGGUGGUUUACUUGGGAAUGAAUUGUUUUAUGGUGUUUGUGAUCCUUUAUGUAAAAGAUCUAACCAGAAAGGCCUGAGUAACUGUAAUAUACCUGCUGUGAAUGUCACAGUUCCUCCUACCCUCCUCAUGGGAUUUGUUUCCAUUCAGAAACAGCUAACAGCAUUGGGUCAGUCAAGUGAACCUGGAGUGCCAGUUGAUCGCAGCACACAGACAACUUUGAUGCCAUCAUCUGUAUAUGCCAAUCCACAGUUCCUACAGUGCCAGCAGCCGCAACAGCAAAUUGAAUGUGUAGCUCCUCAGACUCGUUUAUUCAGCCAUUUACCUAUGCACUCACAGCACCCAAGCCGGACCCCCUAUAGCAUGAUCCCAGUGGGUGGUAUUCAGCUUGUACCAGCUGGGUUAGCAGCUUACUCCACUUUUGUUCCCAUUCAAGCUGGGCCAGUACAACUCACCAUUCCAGCCGUGAGUGUAAUUCACAGGACGUCAAGUCCACAUGGAGAGAAGAGCUCAGAAGGACCUGGACCUGCAGUCUCCAAUUCCGUGGGGGUGUCUGAGCAUGUGAACAAUGUGUUGCCUUGCAUACCUAUUGGUCAGGUCAGUGUUCCAAGUCUACAGACCCUUGGCUCUCAAAAUUUACAACCUCUUCCAGGUGUGGGGCUGGAGACUGUCAACAUUUUAGGUCUUACCAACACGAACAUUAACUCUCAAAUCCAGCCUCAAGGCCUCACCUUAAAUGCAGUUGGUUUGCAGGUGCUAGCAGCAAAUCCUCCAGCUCAAAGCAGUCCCAGCCCCCAGGCACACAUAUCUGGUUUACAGAUUCUGAACAUUGCUUUGCCCACCAUAAUUCCCUCGCUAAGCCCCAUAGCUGCAGAAGGCCAUGGAGUAACCGAAAAAAUGAAUGUUAACUCCAAACCCAGCGAGACAAGACUUGAGCAAACCCCAGUCCAACUUCCAGUUGCAGUUAACAUCAGUCCAGUUGGCUGUGCACUGUCACCACAAUUACCAGCAAGUGUACUGCUAAAGACACUGGAGCCCUCCAUCUCUGGAAAGUUGGACAAAGAGAAUGAAACCCCAUCUGUGGAAGCACGGUUACAUCCUAAGCAAAGGCAGGAGUCCACAGCUGUUCAGAACAAUAAAAACCUGCAAGACAGCCAGCACAUCAUUGAGAGAAAAAAGGAAGACAUUUCAAAUCAACAAACGACCCAGCCUCGGCGGCACAUAGGGACAUCACGAGGUCAGACGACCAUCCAGUAUAGUGAUGUGUCCAGUGACGAUGAGGACAGGCUUGUCAUAGAGACUUAAACACUCCUUCCCCUUUUUUUUAUUUUUUUAAAAAUUGAAAAAACAAUACUUGUUGCUUUGUGAAAAUGAAAACACUUAGAGGUGUGUUCUGUGCAAGCCACCCUUUUUAUUUUAAGCACAUUCUCUGACAUAUCAUAUCCUACGUGCAAUCAUAAAAAGUGACCAAUAUGACUGCCUCAUUUUCUUGUUUGCUCCCGCCAUUUUUAUUUUGUACAUGUUGUAUAGAAAAUUGUGCCUUUUGGAUUUUAUUGUGUAGGAACUUGUACAUAAUAGAAAUUAUAACAACAGUGUAGUUGCUUGUGUUUAUUAAAUUACAAAUAUAGAUUUAUUUUAAAGUGUUAUGUCAUACAUAAAUUUAUCAAUCUAUAUAUAUAUGUAUAUGUUGCACUAAUUGUUUACGAUGUUCUGUGUACAUAUGUAGUAUGUAAAACUAUUUAUUGUAUUCAUCUUUUUGACCAUGAAACACGGGUCUGUUGUUCUUUGUGUGAGAGAGCUUUAUCUUUCAUUAAGUCUCUCAUAAGUAUCAGUAAACUUUUGUUUACAAACUUUUGUACUGA
Messenger RNA from Erpetoichthys calabaricus (reedfish), 8929 nucleotides. RefSeq names its product HIVEP zinc finger 1 (gene hivep1). The record is from RefSeq and is a predicted model, not a curated record. Gene Ontology annotation, molecular function: RNA polymerase II cis-regulatory region sequence-specific DNA binding; DNA-binding transcription factor activity, RNA polymerase II-specific. Lineage: Eukaryota; Metazoa; Chordata; Cladistia; Polypteriformes; Polypteridae. Gene Ontology annotation, cellular component: nucleus. Bases 249 to 8372 code for a protein of 2707 amino acids. The transcript has 10 exons. Gene Ontology annotation, biological process: regulation of transcription by RNA polymerase II.